CGCGCUGACUGGCCGGAGGGCCGUCGUCAUGCGGGACGCGCGACUCUAGGGGCGGGACCAGACGAGGGGUGACUGCCGCGCCGCGCCGGGGAGGACGCCUUCACCUGUUCACACUGCAGCGCGGAUUGCGGUUCGUGGCGCGCGCCACCGGGGAAGGAGCGGUGGGCCGAGGGGGUGGAGGUGGGGUCCCAGGAGGACCUCGGGCUGUGGACCCGGGGAGCGGAGUCGGGGAGUGGGGCGGGGGAGCGAGGUGGCGUCCGGGAGCCAGGGAUAUGGCGCGGCCAGACGAUGAGGAGGGGGCGGCGGUGGCGCCCGGACACCCGCUCGCGAAAGGAUACCUCCCGUUGCCGAGGGGCGCGCCAGCUGGGAAGGAGAGCGUGGAGCCGCAGAACGGGCCCAAAGCGGGCACCUUCCCGGUGAACGGGGCCCCCCGGGACAGCCUCGCUGCCGCCUCGGGAGUUCUGGGCGGGCCUCAGACUCCGCUGGCUGCAGAAGAGGAGACCCAGGCCCGGCUGCUGCCUGCGGGCGCCGGAGCGGAGACCCCGGGGGCCGAGAGCACCCCGCUGCCCCGGACGGCGCUCUCCCCGCGGCGAUUCGUGGUGCUCCUGAUCUUCAGCCUGUACUCGCUGGUAAACGCCUUUCAGUGGAUUCAGUACAGCAUCAUCAGCAACGUCUUCGGGGGCUUCUACGGCGUCACCUUGCUGCACAUCGACUGGCUGUCCAUGGUGUACAUGGUGGCCUACGUGCCCCUCAUCUUCCCGGCCACCUGGCUGCUAGACACCAGAGGCCUGCGGCUCACCGCCCUGCUGGGCUCCGGCCUCAACUGCCUGGGUGCCUGGAUCAAGUGCGGCAGUGUGCAGCAGCAUCUCUUCUGGGUCACCAUGUUGGGCCAGUGCCUGUGCUCCGUGGCCCAGGUGUUCAUCCUGGGCUUGCCCUCCCGCAUCGCCUCAGUGUGGUUUGGGCCCAAAGAGGUGUCCACAGCUUGUGCCACCGCCGUGCUGGGCAAUCAGCUUGGAACUGCAGUUGGCUUUUUGCUACCACCAGUUUUAGUACCCAACACACAGAAUGACACAAAUCUCCUGGCUUAUAAUAUCAGCACCAUGUUUUAUGGAACAUCAGCUGUUGCCACACUUUUAUUUAUUUUAACAGCAAUUGCCUUCAAAGAAAAACCUCGGUAUCCACCAAGUCAGGCUCAAGCAGCUCUUCAAGACAGUCCCCCUGAAGAGUACUCUUAUAAGAAAUCAAUAAGAAACCUGUUUAAAAACAUUCCUUUUGUCCUUCUGUUGAUCACUUAUGGUAUCAUGACUGGUGCCUUUUAUUCAGUCUCAACAUUAUUAAAUCAAAUGAUAUUGACAUAUUAUGAGGGAGAAGAAGUCAAUGCUGGAAGGAUUGGGCUAACACUAGUAGUAGCUGGAAUGGUGGGCUCUAUUCUUUGUGGCUUAUGGCUGGAUUAUACCAAAACAUACAAACAGACUACUCUGAUAGUUUAUAUUUUGUCUUUUAUUGGAAUGGUUAUCUUUACUUUCACAUUGGACCUUGGAUACAUUAUCAUCGUGUUUGUUACUGGAGGGGUGCUUGGCUUCUUCAUGACUGGUUACCUCCCUUUGGGUUUUGAAUUUGCUGUUGAAAUCACUUACCCUGAAUCUGAAGGUACUUCAUCUGGUCUUCUUAAUGCUUCUGCACAGAUAUUUGGAAUUUUGUUCACAUUGGCUCAAGGAAAGCUCACAUCAGAUUAUGGUCCUAAGGCAGGAAACAUUUUUCUCUGUGUCUGGAUGUUUAUAGGCAUCAUUUUAACAGCAUUAAUCAAGUCGGAUCUGCGAAGACACAACAUAAAUAUAGGAAUUACAAAUGUUGAUGUUAAAGCUGUACCAGCUGACAGUCCCACAGACCAAGAAUCAAAAACGGUUAUGUUGUCCAAGCAGUCAGAAUCAGCAAUUUGAAGAGAAAGGAAAAGUUACUAUCUUGUAGUAAUUGGGGACAAUGUGAUCAUCCUUGGAGAGAUAUAUGAGCACCAAGACUGGGUUUGUAUGUGGUGGGGGAAUAGACACACUUACUUGAAAAUUACCAUAUGAGCUCUAAAUGCGUAAUUAUUAUUUUGCUUAAUUGUUAAUUUAAGGGAAAUUUUCUUAAAAUUCUUCUGUUUACAUCAUGUUAACACUAUUGUUUAUCUAAUCAGUAUCCAGUUUUUAGUCUUAUAUUGUAUCUGAAAGUAAGCUUCUUGACAUUUACUUUUUAAAAGUCGAUGUUUUUCUUUUUUGUAGAAAAUGGAAGCUUAGAAGACUUUUUAAAGUGAUAAUAUGGGGUGUUCAGUCCCCAUAAGAUAUAAUAGUUCAUGCAGUUUAUAUGUU
This is a messenger RNA of Macaca mulatta (Rhesus monkey), 2348 nucleotides long. RefSeq names its product FLVCR choline and heme transporter 1 (gene FLVCR1). Gene Ontology annotation, molecular function: heme transmembrane transporter activity; heme binding. Gene Ontology annotation, cellular component: mitochondrion; membrane. The record is from RefSeq and is a predicted model, not a curated record. Lineage: Eukaryota; Metazoa; Chordata; Mammalia; Primates; Cercopithecidae. Gene Ontology annotation, biological process: mitochondrial transport; transmembrane transport; heme export.